Molecule: messenger RNA, 525 nt
Organism: Fraxinus pennsylvanica
Lineage: Eukaryota; Viridiplantae; Streptophyta; Magnoliopsida; Lamiales; Oleaceae
Source: the annotation of a GenBank genome assembly
AUGCCUUCACUGAGAAUUGUUGUCCCUUUCAUUUUUCUGCUGCUUGUUGAUUGGUGCUCCGCAAGACCUCUAUACCCACUCCCUAGCAGGAGAAACGAUAGAAAUAGAAGGCCCCUGCAAACAUUUCGCCCGUAUAACGUUGCUCAUCGAGGUUCAAAUGGAGAAAUUCCUGAAGAAAGUGCUGCUGCAUACAUGAAAGCUAUUGAAGAAGGUGCUGAUUUUAUAGAAGCAGAUGUUUUGGCCACCAAAGAUGGUGUUCUUAUAUGCUCACACGACGUGAACCUUGAUGACACUACUGAUAUAGAUGAUCACAAAGAGUUUGCCGACAGAAAGAGAACCUAUGAGGUUCAAGCGGUCAACAUUACUGGCUACUUCACUGUUGACUUCACACUAGAAGAGCUAAAGUCAUUGCUCUUGAAGCAGAGAUACCCUUUCCGGGAUCAACAAUAUAAUGGUCAGACUCUGAUAUCUGUGCUUCUCUUACUGAUGAAUUUACCUACCAAGUUGACAUGUAAUUCUACGUAA